Capronia epimyces CBS 606.96 is the source of this 744-nucleotide messenger RNA. RefSeq names its product RP/EB family microtubule-associated protein. Lineage: Eukaryota; Fungi; Ascomycota; Eurotiomycetes; Chaetothyriales; Herpotrichiellaceae. The transcript is spliced from 5 exons. Gene Ontology annotation, biological process: regulation of microtubule polymerization or depolymerization; spindle assembly; protein localization to microtubule plus-end. Gene Ontology annotation, cellular component: cytoplasmic microtubule; microtubule organizing center; spindle midzone. The coding region runs from base 1 to 744 and encodes 247 amino acids. The record is from RefSeq and is a predicted model, not a curated record. Gene Ontology annotation, molecular function: microtubule plus-end binding.
AUGGGCGAAUCACGGCAGGAAUUGCUGGCCUGGCUCAAUGGCCUGCUUCAGCUCAACAUCACCAAAGUCGAACAAUGCGGCACGGGUGCUGCCCUAUGCCAACUCUUCGAUUCCAUCUUCCUUGACAUCCCAAUGAGCCGGGUCAAGUUCAAUGUCAACACAGAAUAUGCCUACAUACAAAAUUUCAAGAUUCUACAAAACUGCUUCACCAAACAUGGCAUCGAUCGAACCGUCCCCGUCGAAUCCCUGGUCAAAUGCAAGAUGCAAGACAACCUGGAGUUUUUACAGUGGUCCAAGAGAUUCUGGGAUCAAUACUUCCCGGGUCACGAUUACGACGCGGUGGCGCGGAGGAAGGGAGCUGGGGCGCCAGCAGCGGGAGCAGUUCCAGCCGCUGCAAGAACCAGCACGGGAACGAGUACCACGAGAAAGGUCGGCACUACUCCGGUCAACAGACCAGCACCACGCGCUCUCGGAGGAUCCACCGCCAGUACGACAGCCCUGAAACAAGAGAACGAGCAGUUGAAAGAGGCGAUUGCUGGCCUGGAGAAGGAAAGAGACUUCUACUUCAGCAAACUUCGAGACAUCGAAUUAUUACUCCAGACAGCAGUCGAGCAAGACCCGUCUAUUGAGGAAGACGAAAAUGGGCUGGUGAAAAACAUCCAAACCAUACUCUAUAGCACAGAGGAAGGGUUCGAGAUCCCCGAUGUGGAUGUCAAUGGUGCCGAGGAGCCAGAAACCUUUUAG